GUAGGUGUAGUGUAAGGAUCUCGGAAGCAGUCGCGGCUCAGACAUGCUCCCUUCCAUAAGGGUCGCGCUUCGUGUAUCGCGCCGAGGAGGAGGUGCCACAGGAGCCGGAAGCCGGUGACAAAAAGAAAGCGCGGUUCGUGGGGAUUAGUUCCUGGGUCUUGUUGGUCCAUCGCUUCGGCGCGGUUCUUGUUCUUGGCCUCCUUCCUCCCAAGUUGCAGCGCUCCGGAGAGUGUGGUCAUGAACUCUUCCAGAGGUUGCUGAACAGAGGCACAGAAGCAUCGGCAUUGGUGCAGAGGUCUCCGAGGAUGGAUCGCCGGAGCUGGCUGUGGCGGCGGAAGUCGGCGGACAAGAACCCCGCCGAGACCGAGACCUCGGCCUCCUCAGCAUCCGAGAGGUUCACUGAUGAACAGGAUGCUGUAAAGAGUUCUCCAAAAUCUACUCAAUCGCCAGAGAUCUCAUCCAAGGAAUUGGAGGACGGCAACAAUGUAAAGGUAAAGGUACUGAACGAGAGGCUGUCAUCAGCAGUUCUGGAUAUCCGUGCUAAGGACGAUCUCGUGAAGCAGCAUUCCAAAGUUGCAGAGGAAGCUGUUCUAGGAUGGGAGAAGGCCGAGAAGGAGAUCGCAUCACUGAAGACGCAGCUGAACGCUACAACCGCCAAGAACUCUGCACUGGAGGACCGGCUCGUCCACCUCGACGGCGCCCUGAAGGAAUGCGUCCGGCAGCUCCGGCGCGCCAAGGAAGAUCAGGACCAGACGGUGCAGGACGCGAUGGCACAGCAAGCACGGCAAUGGGAAUCCAAGAAGGUCGACCUCGAGCUGCGCGUCGUUGAGCUCACGGCGAGGCUGGAGGCCAAGUCUGAGCGCUCGGUGGCCACCAACGGCGACACGGGCUCCAGGCUAGCCGCCCUGGAGAAGGAGAACUCCGCCCUGAAGGUCCAGCUGCUCGCCAAGUCGGAGGAGCUGGAGCUCAGGACCAUAGAGAAGGAGCUGAACAGGCGGGCCGCGGAGACGGCGAGCAAGCAGCAGCUGGAGGGCAUCAAGAAGAUGGCCAAGCUCGAAGCCGAGUGCAGGAGGCUGCAGGCGGCGGCACGGAGACCCUCGUUCAACGUCGAGCUCAGGCGCACCUCGAGCUCGGUUUGCGCCGAGUCUGUGACGGAUUGCCAGUCGGACUGUUCGGACUCAUGGGCCUCGUCUCUGAUCACCGAGCUUGAUCAGUUCAAGAACGACAAGGGCAACGCGAGCACGAGGAGCGCAAGUCUUGCGACCGCGGACGUCAGCGUGAUGGAUGACUUCCUCGAGAUGGAGAGGCUCGCCUCCGCGGACAGCUCAUCGAAAGGCGACGCCGAAGACGCGAGCGGGCAGCUGGUGAAGCUAGAGGAGAAGGUCAAGAAGUUGGCAGCCGAGAAGGCCGACAGAGAGAAGGCAUUGCACGAGUCUCAGCGCGAAUUGAGGGCUUCCCGCCAUCGGGUAAUGGUGACAGAGGAGAAAUCAGCUGAAUUGCAGAGGCAGCUGAACCUUGCCAAUGGCGAGAAGCAUGCCAUGGAGGCCGAGAUGGAAGCCGUCGAGGCGAGAAGAAGUGAGCUUGAGGGUAAACUUGACCUUGCCCGUGCCGAGAUCGCCAGCUUGCUGGACAAGGGGAGCGUCCUGUUGGAACGGCUUGAGUCCGAAAAGGCACUGACGCUGGAGCUCGCAGCUAAGUAUCAGGAUAUAGAGGCACUGGGAGCAGAGAAGAGAGAGCUGUGCGCUCAGUUGGAGGCAUCACGGUCUGAAGCCAAGCAGUUUAGUGACAAGAUCACUUUGUUAGAGAAGAAACUGGAGGUGGAGAGAACCUUGUCGACUCGGCUUGCAGAAAAAUGCCGUGGCGUUGAAGCUCUGGAAGCGAAGAAGAAGGGUGUAGAGCUCGAGUUGGAGCCGGCACGACAGGAAAUCGCAUCACUGCAAAAGAGAGUGAGUAGCUUGGAACUGAAAGUUCAGGAAGAGAAGGCGUCGUCUACUGAACUCGCAGCGCGGUGCAAAGAAUUGGAGGCAUUGUGUAAGCAUGGGGACGAGCUUAGAUCUCAACUGAAGUCUGCAAAUUCACGGAUCAUUGACCUGAAUGAGAAGGUUAAAAUGCUCGAGGAUGCCAUCGAUAAGCAUAGGCCAGUGACAGUGGAAUUGGAGUCCCAACUUCAGACGAGACAAGCUGAAAUCGAUACCUUGAAGGAGAAUUUCAGCCUGUUAGAAAAGAAGCUGGAGAGCCAGAAGGACUUGUCAUCAGCUUACAUAACCGCACUUGGUGCUUCUGAAGAUGAGAAGAACAAACUGGCUAGUGAGUUUGAACUCAAAGUGAAAGAAGCUGAGGAAUUGCGGGGAAAGAUGAGUUUGCUGGAGGAGCAGAUUCACAAUGAGAAGGAACAAUCGUCAGAAUUUGCUGCGAAAUGUCAGAAUUUGGAAGAACAACUGUCCAGCAGAGCUCCUGGUGACCAACCAGUGAAGCCUGUGGCAAUCAAAGAUCUUCAGAUAAGAAAGGAGAAAGAACUAGCCAAGGCUGCAGGGAAACUGGCAGAUUGCCACAAGACAAUAGCUUCACUCAGCAGCCAACUGAAAUCCUUGGCCGAUUUUGAUGAAUUCCUCCCUGGAACCGAGGACGGUGACGCCUCGUCUGACACCUGGGAUGGUGAUACGAAGCUGCUCCAUCCGGCAAGUUAUCCUGCGCAAAUCGGUUGUUUGGCAGUCACAUGAUUGACCAUGUGGCACGUGGAUAGCGAACAUGUUUUGUUUGGCUUUCGCAUGAUUGUUCCAACAUCAUUCUGUGAUUUGGUUGCCAAGAUCUUCGCCCACAUGCUAUAUAGAGAUAAGUUAAUAGUUUAUAUAUAAGUAAGCAAGUGUUCAUAUGGAAGCUGUUUAUAGAGUUGGUGGAAAAGCCUGAAGGGAACACAUAUUAAAGAUUAUCUUUAUUC
This is a messenger RNA of Phragmites australis (common reed), 2938 nucleotides long. Its product is annotated as filament-like plant protein 3. Bases 306 to 2720 code for a protein of 804 amino acids. Lineage: Eukaryota; Viridiplantae; Streptophyta; Magnoliopsida; Poales; Poaceae. The record is from RefSeq and is a predicted model, not a curated record. The transcript is spliced from 6 exons.